This is a messenger RNA of Bombus pyrosoma, 1062 nucleotides long. Its product is annotated as odorant receptor 13a-like. The record is from RefSeq and is a predicted model, not a curated record. Gene Ontology annotation, cellular component: plasma membrane. Bases 55 to 1062 code for a protein of 335 amino acids. Lineage: Eukaryota; Metazoa; Arthropoda; Insecta; Hymenoptera; Apidae. The transcript is spliced from 8 exons. Gene Ontology annotation, biological process: sensory perception of smell; detection of chemical stimulus involved in sensory perception of smell. Gene Ontology annotation, molecular function: odorant binding; olfactory receptor activity.
UUAGUCAAUGUGUGGAGUAUCAGUGUGGAUUCCAUCAUCGAAUGCAUACCACCGAUGGUAACAAUCUUUCUUCAAGUGGCAUCUUAUUUUAACCUGAUUUUUAAUACGGAAAAGUUCAAAAAUAUACUCUUAUUCAUUAAAAAUGAUCAUAACUACUACAUGAAUCGUCCAGAAAAUAUGAUUCUUCAAUAUUAUGCCAGACAAGGAAGCAAAAUUAUACUUUAUUAUGUCUCGUACAUUUAUAUAACAAUCACAGCUUUUGUACUGAUACCAACAGUAUCAUUGAUAAAUGAACUCGUCAAUCAUUCUGAAGAGAGAAGCUUACCAAUCGAAAUCGAUUAUGGCAUAGACAUACAAGAAUAUUUCUAUUACCUAUUUAUACCUUUGUACGUAUCAAUGUUUAUAGUUCCUCAUGUAAUCGCAUCUUGCGAUAGCACGUACUUGCUAUACGUCCACCAUGCCAGUGCUUUGUUUGCAAUAGUCAGUUAUGAAUUGAAAACUAUUCACAUUUUCGAUACAAGUAGCUUAAUAAACUUAAAGGAUUAUGACUUACUCGAAAAGUAUAAAGACGUCGAGUUAUCACCGGACGAACAGAAGAAAAUUUUUAAAAAAUUAUUGCUUUGCAUAAGAAGACAUCAAAAUGCAAUAAAAUACGCAAACCUCGUUGAAUCAUUUUUCACUAAAUCCAUAUUAGCUCAGAUGUUUUUUAACGUCGUCAGUCUUAGCAUUGGUGGAGUUGAAGUAGUCUUGAAUUUAGGCAAUACAAGGAACGUGAUGCGAUUUGGAGCACUUGCAUUGGCACAAGCUAUACAUAUAUUCAUCCUUUGCUUUCCAGGACAAACGCUAUUAAAUCACAGUGAAGAAGUGUACGCCGCGGCAUGCGAGGUAGUGUGGUAUAUAUUUCCUAAAAGGUGUCAUAAUUUAUAUAUAUUUUUACUCACAAGGACUAUGGUAUUUAACAAAAUAACAGCUUUCAAACUUUCGGUCAUGUCAAUGGAAACAUUUCUCUCGAUUAUUCAAACCGCAAUGAGUUAUUUCACUGUGCUAUUGUCAACUACAUGA